CAUCCUAUUAGUUGGUUGGGGAAAAUAAGACAUUAUCAGUGUUUGCAGUCUUCAAUACGGUUAGUGUUGUGUUGGUGUUGUUGAAGUUGGUGUUGUCCAACAAUGAAAACAAAAUAAUAUAGAAAGACAACGCGGAAUAUCCUGGAACGACUUCAAAUAAAAUACGCAUCCCUUCUUUAAGAACUGGACUGCUUCAGAAGAAAAAAAACAACAACAGCUCUCUCUUGAGUUGUCAUUAUGGCAAGGACUAUUUGCACAAUAGUAGAAUUAUGUGUUUAUUUGUCAGCGUGCAGCCUGACUGUGACAGUCGCGUGGUCACGUGAUCAACCCUGGGAGAGCAUGUUCCAUCGUUCAGCUGAGAGUGUUGGCAACAUCAGGCUAGGCUCACAACUCCACCAACAGCUCCACGCCAGAACGAGGAGAGCUGCAGCAGACGACGAGGCUGUCUGGCUUCCGGAGACAUUGGCCUUUACGUUCAGCGUAGGUUCUGAUGACGUCAAAUUGAGCCUAGCAAGAAAUGAUUACGUACAGGCGUCACCGCCACUGUUCAUCAUCCGAGGAGGAAAGGUGGUUUUAGCGGAUAAGAAUCUGCAGCAGCAUCAAUGA
This is a messenger RNA of Aplysia californica (California sea hare), 606 nucleotides long. RefSeq lists its product as uncharacterized. The record is from RefSeq and is a predicted model, not a curated record. Lineage: Eukaryota; Metazoa; Mollusca; Gastropoda; Aplysiida; Aplysiidae. The transcript has 3 exons. Bases 238 to 606 code for a protein of 122 amino acids.